UUCUGCCCCGUCCUGUUUCUUUGGUUUGUGCUCGGUACUGAUGUUGCUUAUAUCUCAAUCCUAAACUGAACAAGCCUAUAAACAUCUCAACCAUACUAGAUGAGGAGCGUGGUGGGAGUGUUUCAGUUUCAGGAAAAUCUGGUCUUGGUUGGCCAUGGUGGUAGGGCUCCUCAUUUCUCCCAUAACUUGUCUUCAGAGAUUCAGGGCAGCCGCAGCUUUCCUUCUCGGCUAAGAUUUGCCCCCCAUCCUCAUGCUUCUUCUUCUUCUUCUUCUUCUCUCACUGCUUCCGGUGCCCAAUAUUCUGAGCCAUUGUUCGAUGCAAAUACAAAACAGAAAAAGAAGAGAAUAGCUGGCGUAGAUCAAGACGAAUUAUUGGAUCCAGCUCUCUUAGCUGAUCCGGACAGUUGUUUUUGUGAGUUCAGAGGUGUGCAGAUACACCACAAGGUAUAUGAUGCAGAAUCACAAGCACAUAACUCAUUACAGAAUCAGACUCUUUCUCAAGUUCCUAACCAAACUAAAAAGGUUCGACUUCCUAUGAUUUUACUACAUGGCUUUGGAGCAUCUGUUUUCUCAUGGAAUCGAGUUCUGAAGCCUUUGGCAGAGCUCACUGGUUCCAAAGUUCUUGCUUUUGAUAGACCAGCCUUUGGUUUGACAUCAAGGGUAAAUUUCUCCACACAUUCAUCUCAUGGCAAUGAAGAUGGAAAACCUCUUAAUCCAUACUCCAUGGCGUUUUCACUGCUUGCAACCUUGUACUUCAUUGAUUUCUUAGCAGCUGAGAAGGCAAUUUUGGUGGGGCAUUCGGCUGGUUGCCUCACAGCAGUGAAUUCAUAUUUUGAAGCACCAGAACGCAUUGCUGCUCUGAUCCUUGUUGCCCCAGCAAUUUUAGCCCCACUUACAGUGCAUAAGGUUGUUGAAGGAAAACAAUUGGGAAGAGAGAACCAGAUGGAAGAAGACAGCUUAGAUCUAACCAGUCUCAGGAAUUCAUUUCUGAGGCUUUCCAAGAUUUUGUUGAAGUGUUUUAAGUUUGUUGCACAGGCAAUAAUGCGAAUGGUGAAGGGGAUGGCAGUUAUGCUGAACUCUCUGUAUAAAAAACUAUUGUCGGCUAUUUUGCGCUCUGCUCUUGCUGUGAUGCUGGUAAGGAUGGUCAUUGACAAAUUUGCAAUAGCUGCGAUAAGGAAUGCAUGGUAUAACUCAAGUCUGAUCACUGAACAUGUCCUAUAUGGUUAUACAAAGCCUCUGAGGACUAAAGGUUGGGACAGGGCACUCGUUGAAUACACAGCAGCGAUGCUUACAGAUACUGAGUCUGAGUCAAAGCAACCACUGACAAAAAGACUCCACGAAAUCACAUGUCCUGUUCUGAUUGUCACGGGUGAUACCGACCGAAUUGUCCCCUCCUGGAAUGCUCAGAGACUUGCACAAUCAAUACCUGGAUCUUACCUUGAAGUAAUUAAGCAGAGCGGACAUUUGCCUCAUGAAGAGAAAGUGGAGGAGUUUGUUUCAGUUGUUGAAAAGUUUCUGCAAAGAGUUUUUGGUGAAUCAGAGAAGCAGUGUCUGCAAGCUGUAACAUGAAAUUUGUCUUGUACACUAGUUUUUUUUGGGGAUUGGUAAGUUUGUUUGAUUGGGAACUCCAAAUUAGUACAUUUAUGUAAAAUUUACUGCUCUCUCCCCGUAAUAUCACACAUUAGGAUGUGGAAACAUUGUACAGCCAAGCAAUGAAAAGAUCAAGGAUGGUUAUAAUGUUUUA
Alnus glutinosa is the source of this 1744-nucleotide messenger RNA. RefSeq lists its product as uncharacterized. The record is from RefSeq and is a predicted model, not a curated record. Gene Ontology annotation, cellular component: chloroplast envelope. NCBI's taxonomy places the organism in Eukaryota, Viridiplantae, Streptophyta, Magnoliopsida, Fagales, Betulaceae. Bases 100 to 1569 code for a protein of 489 amino acids. The transcript has 6 exons.